This is a messenger RNA of Platichthys flesus (European flounder), 2333 nucleotides long. It is a transcript of the gene nabp1a, whose product is annotated as nucleic acid binding protein 1a. The transcript is spliced from 6 exons. NCBI's taxonomy places the organism in Eukaryota, Metazoa, Chordata, Actinopteri, Pleuronectiformes, Pleuronectidae. Bases 868 to 1533 code for a protein of 221 amino acids. Gene Ontology annotation, molecular function: DNA binding. Gene Ontology annotation, biological process: mitotic cell cycle checkpoint signaling; double-strand break repair via homologous recombination; response to ionizing radiation. The record is from RefSeq and is a predicted model, not a curated record. Gene Ontology annotation, cellular component: SOSS complex.
AUUGUUGAAUCACGGGCAUCUUGUAUGUCACUUUUAAAUGGUGGUUAUCGAGCUUUACUCUGGUUUAGCCAUUAAUAACCAGUAAGUCUGAACCUAAUGGGAUCUCGCUGCAGACGCAACACAGCUCGAUGCGGACAGGAGGCACCGGCUCGUGUAAACAAAGCAUUUAAAGCCACACGGCGCUAGCAGGGCUAACAGCUGCACACAAAGGAAACGCGGCGGAUUGGGCGUGUUAUUAUAUAAUAUAAAAAAUAUUCCUGGUGAAUGAUCGCGUGCUGCACGAGCUCCAGAGAGUUCACCAGCUGUGGUGCAACAGAUCGGUCUUUGUUGAGACAGGAACAUCCUGACUCGCCAUUUGUCCUCCUGUCAAAACUCUGAUCUAACUCGGGUUAUUUCUUUGAUCUAGUCUAACUCGCGGGGUGCUGUUCCAGCUGUUAUUAGCACGGUAUCCAGCCCCCCUCCCCGUAUCGAGCCGUGCCGUGUGAAGGAAGAAGCGGCCCAUUAUGACGAUAGUCGCGGAAGGGAAGAUGCACAGGGAGACUCCUGAAAGAAAAAGUAGGUAGCGAGCUAGCCAGCGGUUAACCCGGGUGAGAUAGUUCGUCUCUCUUCCGCCUGUCACGCUUUUAAAUCACCCCUGGCUCGAGUUGAACCCGACUUAAAGAGGCUGGUGGCCCGCGUGUUUAUUGACACUUAACACCAGCGUCCCUGGGAGUCGGGGGUUAGCAUUCGGCUAACGGGGCUCAUGAGCUAGCAGCGGGGCUAAAGCUAAGUUAGCAGUGACCCAGUGACUGACGACAGCCAGCUCCUCGCUGCCGAUCAACUGACAGGACGGACGCCCACGGCGGUUACUCCUCAUCCGGACUCACGAUGGCGGCGCCCGCGACCGAGGCCGUGUUUCUGCUGAAGGAUGUAAAGCCCGGGUCCAAGAAUCUGAACAUCGUCUUCAUCGUUCUGGAAAUAGGACGAGUCACCAAGACGAAAGAUGGCCACGAGGUCCGCUCCUGCAAAGUGGCGGACAAGAGCGGGAGCAUCGCGAUCUCCGUGUGGGACGAGCUGGGCAGCCUCAUCCAGGCUGGAGACAUCAUCAAGCUCACCCGAGGCUAUGCAUCCAUAUGGAAAGGAUGCCUGACUUUAUACACUGGAAGAGGAGGAGAUCUGCAGAAGAUUGGAGAGUUCUGUAUGGUGUAUUCAGAAGUGCCCAACUUCAGUGAACCAAACCCAGACCUGCAAUCCCAAACAAACCAGAACAAGUCUGGUAAACCCGACCAGAACCAAAGGGGGAACUCUCCACCCAAUCAGAAUUCAGGUACAGCUGCGCCACCAGGUAAUGGGGCCAUGACACCGUACACCCCCACCAACAGCAACCAACAAUCCGGCCCCCCCCGGGACCCCACGUAUGGAAAUUCUGGGCGACCCAACGGUCGGUCACCGGGCAACGGAGCACCACCCUCCUCGGUGUCCGGCCCCCCCACAGCCCCAAAGUCCUCAAUCACCAUCAGCAACGGCAGGGACCCACGCCGUGCCAAGAGAUGAGAUUGAGGUGUGGCUGAUGCGAGUGGGCGUUUCAUGUUGAGGGGGUGGAAAACAAUGGAUGCCCUUAUAUCCCCCCCCGCCCCAUUAUAACUUCUGAACCAUCCCGAUCACAGCCUAGAAUGACUUUCAGACGUAACCAGUUAAAUUGGGGACUAUUUGCAUUAUUGUUCAACAGGCCAACGAAGUCAAAUGUGUCGUCUGUCCCGUGUCGUGCAAGUCGUUCUCUCAGCAGCAGCACAGUGUGACUGUGAUCCACCACUCGAUGCACGACAGGAAACGUUGAGUCGACCCUCUCAGUCUGCACCCGCGUCCUCUUCAAUCACUGAAAAUUGCCAGAUCUGUGCCAGUGUUACCCCCCCCCCCCCCCCCCCCCCCCCCCACAAACACACAGACGCUGUCCUAUAACCCUUCCUUCUUCGAACGACACACCCUACUUGAACACUCGAUGCACUUUCUUCUCUUAAUUUAUGUCGGGGACAAACUUGGCUGUCAUUUAGUUCAGGAAAUCCGUUUCUGCUUUUUCUUUUUUCAUUUUGUGGGAGAAGGCCUUAAAGUUAGUGAGUGAGUUCGCGGACCUAAUGAACAAGGGUCUUCCCCUCUCUUAGCCAAACUGCAUCCCAAGUGACUCUGUGGAAAGGACAGGUGUUAGUUAUGAACUUUUAACUGAUUUAUUUUAUUUUGUUUUCAUCCUUAAGACAUGUUUUCCUUGUUUGCCAUCAGUUGUACUCAUCGAGGUCGGAUCACGUAAGAGACUGGCAAGAUGGUUCACCGAAAUAAAUUUUACAGUAAUUUUGCUGCCA